Molecule: messenger RNA, 258 nt
Organism: Mesitornis unicolor (brown roatelo)
Lineage: Eukaryota; Metazoa; Chordata; Aves; Mesitornithiformes; Mesitornithidae
Gene: ATP5F1E
Product: ATP synthase, H+ transporting, mitochondrial F1 complex, epsilon subunit
Exons: 2
Coding region: 1-258 (85 amino acids)
Biological process (GO): proton motive force-driven ATP synthesis
Molecular function (GO): proton-transporting ATP synthase activity, rotational mechanism
Source: RefSeq, a predicted model, not a curated record
AUGGUGGCGGACUGGAGUCGUCUCCUCUCCCGGGUACCGGCCUCCUCCCGCGGCUUCUUCGCGAUAGCUGUAACGGCCGGCAGGGAGGGCCUCGCUGGGAGGGCUAGCGGGGUGGCAGCGGUGCCUCUGGAGGGUUACAUCCGGUAUUCCCAGAUCUGCGCCCAGGCUGUCAGAGCAGCCAUGAAGCCUCAGUACAAAGCGGAGGCAGAGCGGGUGGCAGUGGCUACUGUGAAAACUGUGAAACCCAAGAAGGAAUAA